AUGAGUAAUGUUACAGAAAGUAUAAUAAGUAAUAAUGAAACGGUGGUUACAGACACACCAAUAGCAGAACUACCAACUGUUUCUUUACAUGUUACUAAAGUGCUGGCUAUUCUAAUUGUAGCAGUAAUUGUUAUCGGAAUUAUAAUACGAAUAUUACUCUCUACUAUGCAAAAAACAAGAAGAGCCAGGCUAUGUAGAGAAAUGGGGAUUCCUCUUAGUGGGCAGAGUAGAUAUACUAGGCCAGAUGUGGAUGACAUUACAGCGCAUGAUAGAGAUAAUACACUCGUUUAA
Messenger RNA from Nematocida parisii ERTm1, 291 nucleotides. RefSeq lists its product as uncharacterized. Lineage: Eukaryota; Fungi; Microsporidia. The record is from RefSeq and is a predicted model, not a curated record. The coding region runs from base 1 to 291 and encodes 96 amino acids. The transcript has a single exon.